GGCUUAAUACAGAAACGUUUUGUAUUGGAUCCGACAACCAAACCCGUCACACAUAACGACUUCUUCUCCCAUCUUUAUUUCAACGCUUUCAUGGUAAGAAGCCUUUGUAUCUCUCCAUCCAUUGCAAAAUUCUCCAUAUUCAGGCACAUAACAUCCAUGGCUCAAUCAGUAGAUACAAGUACUGGGAAGAAGCUUAUCCAAAUUGACAUAAGUUCAGACACUGUCUGUCCCUGGUGUUUUGUGGGCAAAAUGAACCUGGACAAGGCUAUAAAUUCAUCAAAGGAUCUAUUUGAUUUUGAGGUUUGCUGGCACCCAUUUUUUCUUGAUCGUUCUGCACCCAAAGAAGGCAUAAAGAAGUCUGAAUUUUACAGGAAAAAGUUCGGAAAUCGAUAUGAACAGAUUACUUCGAGAAUGGCAGAGGUUUUUCGAGGUCACGGGCUUGAGUAUGAUACUUCUGGGCUAACGGGGAAUACAAUGGACAGCCACAGGCUGAUACAAUUCGCUGGGCGGCAAGGCUUCAAUAAGCAAAAUGCUCUUGUACAAGAGUUGUUCCUCAAUUAUUUCACACAGGGCAAAUAUAUAGGUGAUCGGCAAGUUCUUGUGGAAGCUGCUACAAAGGUCGGUGUAGAGGGAGCAGCAGAGUUCCUUGAAGAUCCAAAUAAUGGGGUCAAAGAGGUUGAAGAUGAACUCGAAAAGCAUUCUGCAGUCAUUAGUGGAGUCCCAUUUUUUGUGAUCAACGGAAAGCACAAGCUGAAUGGUGCCCAAUCGCCGGAGGUGUUUGUAGGAGCUUUUCAAGCAAUUGCAAAUGUCCGCGCCACAUGAUAUGAUUACAAGAAACCCUUGAUAGUUAGGGAAAUAAUCAAAUCCUAAAUGCUGAAAUCUUAGCUAGAUAUUAAAAUUUCAAUAGUGGCAGUCAUGCACAUAUCCGACCCGUUCAUCUAUUUGGCCUUACCAUGGAUGGCUCACAUACGCCAAUGGUCAGGCUGUUAGAUAAUCCUAACUAGUGAUUGUAUCUUGAGUGGUGAUUUACUGUAAUUGUCAAACUCAUCUGAUUGUGGCUAGGAUUAACUGACCGCUGUGAUUUGGGGCACACCAAAAUAGAGCCCAACAGAUGAAAGGUCUGGAUUAUGUGUGUUACUCCAAAAAAUUAAAUAAUAAUAAUAGUAAGGUUUACCGCCUAGCAGCAUUAUUCGCUCGUAGUUAUGCAAGUAUUUACCAAGUGUGUUACUCUCAAAAAUUAAAUAAUAAUAAUAAUAAUAGGGGUGUGUUUGGUUAAAUUUCAUGAUAUUUAGUGCAACCAAACACGCCCCAAAAUAAAAAUUGCAAAGAGACCUUCCUAUCAAACAUGUCUGUAAGGGGCUUUGAAUCUUCUGAUGCUUGUAUUACAGUUUGGUUAAAAACCUGUUUUCCCAAUACAAUUGUUUCCAUGAUAAUGGUCUCUCUCGUCUGUGAAAUAGAUUGGCGAUUCUAUCGCU
This is a messenger RNA of Magnolia sinica, 1475 nucleotides long. RefSeq lists its product as uncharacterized. NCBI's taxonomy places the organism in Eukaryota, Viridiplantae, Streptophyta, Magnoliopsida, Magnoliales, Magnoliaceae. Gene Ontology annotation, molecular function: oxidoreductase activity. The transcript has 8 exons. Bases 91 to 822 code for a protein of 243 amino acids. The record is from RefSeq and is a predicted model, not a curated record.